AUGGGUUGCUGUGUUAGCACUACCACCAGCUCAGCCACUCCAAAUUCUCCCAUUUCCAAACCCAUAAGUAUCAGAAAAUGCUCCAGGAAAUCUCCACCAUCCGCACAGCCAUUGUUAGAAGAAGAAACAGUUAAAGAAGUCCUUUCUGAAACUCCCAUCAUUCCCAAACAACCAUCACCCAGCAUUAGAAAAACUCAAGAGAAUCACCGAAAGGAAACUCAAACUGCAUUUAUAAAGGCUGAUCUUUUAACAUCAGAUUUCUCCAAGGCCGUAUAUAUGAAACAGCAAAACGAAACCGUUUUGAAGAAGCCUUAUAUGGUAUUCAACAACGACGAGGUAUCGGAAGAGGGUCUCAUUGAGGGUGCAAGUUUUUCAACAGAAUUUACAGAAAAGAGAGAGAACAUUAAUGAUAGUGUUGAACAUGUGAAAGAGGUCCGCCAGAAGUCAACGGAGAAGCUCAAGAACCGGUCGUUUUCUGGCGAAGUAAAGCAGGAUAGAGCAGUGAAGAAAUCUCCGUUGAGAAUGCCCGAGUCAUCACCAGUUCGAGUCGGAUCGGGGAGGGAGAGUCAAGCGGUUUAUGGGAGGAAAAAGGACAGUGGCGAAAGGUCUGGAAGAAGGUCAAGAUCGCCGGUGCCAAGGACGGAUAGUGGUUCGGCCAAAAGAGGUUUGGAUCGGAGCCAUUCGUCGAGAAGGAUCGGGAAGUCUCCGGGUCGAGUCGGGUCUGGAUUGAGCGACAGGCACCGAAAACUUUGGGAAGAUAACAAAGACAGCAAGCUGCCACCGACAAGUAAUGAAUCGCUUGAAAACCCACUUGUGUCCUUGGAAUGUUUUAUCUUUCUUUAG
Fraxinus pennsylvanica is the source of this 843-nucleotide messenger RNA. Lineage: Eukaryota; Viridiplantae; Streptophyta; Magnoliopsida; Lamiales; Oleaceae. The record is from the annotation of a GenBank genome assembly.